AUGUCCAUGUUGGGCGACUCCACAAUAGUCCCUUCGAAAUGCCAUAAACGUGAUUCGGAUAGCCUGGUCUCCCUUCCCUCGACGCCGAGCCGAUCCCUCCGCAAGGCCAUCUCUAUCCCGGCCGUAUCGUCGAUCGUUAAGGAGUCGUGGAAUUGGGCCGGUGAGACGCUGCACACCUAUCGCGAUGGGCUCUCGGCCGAAGAACGGAGGCAGAAAGCAGAGAUUGAGGAUCGGAAACAAGUUUUGUACCUGAAAAUUAAGAAUGCCGUGUCGUACGAAGAGUGGUGUACUUGCGCUACCGAACUAGACGUGUUGGAGGACAAUAUCUCUUGGAAGCGCACAUUGGAAUGCUCAGAAUACCACCCGGAGUUGGUCCAGGAACGGUUGCGACAGCUGGAGGAGGCGCGGAUUAGCUGCGAUGUGAGUCGCAUGUUGUUUCUCGUUCGCACCGCCCUCAGUCGCGACUUGGGAAAGAUGAGCAAUGCGUCCUUAUAUCGACACUCGCAUACUGGGACAAAGGACUUGAUCGAUCGGUAUAUCACGACCGCGCUCGAGACGAUCAACACGUUGGUGGAUCUGUCGGUACAUAAUCGGUGCGAUGGGCUGGAGCUCAAGUAUAUACUGGACCAGCUGUUGGCAGCGCGACAGGCAUUUGGCCGAAGCGCGCUUCUGUUUUCGGGAGGUGCCACUUUUGGAAUGAACCAUAUUGGUGUUCUCAAGGCCCUCUAUGAAUCAAAGCUCAUUCCGCGCAUCGUCUCGGGAGCCUCGGCAGGUAGUAUCGUUUGUGCGGUAUUUUGUACCCGCACCGACGAUGAACUCCCAGCUCUAUUGGAUACAUAUGCGCAUGGGGAUUUUUCAGUCUUCAGCGAGCAAGGACAGGAAGAGAAUAUCUUCCAGAAGACGGCACGUUUUUUGAAAUUCGGAUCCUUCCUUGAUAUAACUCAUUUAGCCAAUACGAUGCGGGCAUGGUUAGGAGACAUGACGUUUCAAGAGGCAUAUAACCGAACUCGCAGGAUUUUGAAUAUUUGCGUGUCAAGCGCAGGCAUGUACGAGCUACCUCGACUGCUCAAUUACAUCUCUGCACCCAACGUGUUGAUCUGGUCGGCAGUGGCCGUAUCUUGCUCUGUACCAUUGGUGUUUCGGCCCUUCAACCUGAUGGCCAAAGACCCGUUGACAGGAGAGGCGAUACCUUGGAAUGAUCUCCACAAACAGUAUAUUGAUGGCUCGGUGGACGGCGAUCUGCCCAUGACACGACUGUCUGAAAUGUUCAACGUCAACCACUUCAUCGUCUCACAAGUCAAUCCGCACGUUGUGCCUUUCUUACCAAAAGAAGAUGGCCCAACGAACAACCCCGAGCAGGGCUCGUCCUUUAUCCCUCGCUGGAUGAACACAAUGACUCACCUUGCUAAAGACGAGGUGCUUCACCGAAUGGCCGUCCUCUCAGAGAUGGGAGUCUUUCCCACAUCCAUGACCAAAGCCGCUUCAAUAAUGAACCAGAAGUACAGCGGCGACAUCAAUAUUUACCCUGAAUUAAUCUCAUCGAACUUCCCUCGAAUCCUAGAGAAUCCAACCACCGAAUUCAUGCUGCAGGCUUGUCUGAGUGGAGAGCGUGCGACAUGGCCCCGAUUGAGCCGAAUCAGGAAUGCCUGUGCGAUUGAACUGGCUCUCGAUCGUGCCGUUCAGCAAAUGCGAGCCCGGGUUGCCUUUAGCCCUGGCCAACUCGAACUGCGCAUGCCCGGCUUCAUUCACCAUUCGACGGAGUCUAUAGAAAGCGGCAUGGGACGAGGGCGUAUCCGGAACCGCCGACGCGGCUCUCACAGUCAUGAGCUGGAAAGAAGACGCCUGUCGCGCAGCAACACCGCCCAGGGACUACGAAAAGCACGCAGUACCAUCUCCCUCGAACAUCCCUCCUUCACUACAUCGAACGAUCUUAUCUCCGUGCCUACCCGACCCAAGGCCCACCGUCGCCGAUCAUCCAUGACCUUUGGUACAGGUGUCUUCUCAAUAGAAUCGGACAGCGACGAUUACGAGAAUUGCGGUGUCCCUUACUCCAACAACUCUCGGCCGUCCCAUCACCGAGGCUCGUGGGACGCCUCUGCAUACGGAGAAGAGUUAAAUCGUGGCUUGCACAGUCCCGUCCGAUCUCGGCGAUCCUCAUUCUCGUCUGGGAGGCGGCAACGGUCUGGUUCAGGCCAUCGAGGCUCGCCAAAACAGGUUCAUGCUGUUUCGGCGCGAGAGAUCUCCAUGGCUUUGUCGCCUUCGUCUCGUCAUCUGCUCAGUAUGACGCCGACGGUGCAUCCGACCUCUCCUGACUCUUUGACACGCAAAGCGCGUUCGUGA
Molecule: messenger RNA, 2340 nt
Organism: Penicillium subrubescens
Lineage: Eukaryota; Fungi; Ascomycota; Eurotiomycetes; Eurotiales; Aspergillaceae
Product: putative Patatin family phospholipase
Exons: 3
Coding region: 1-2340 (779 amino acids)
Biological process (GO): lipid metabolic process
Molecular function (GO): triacylglycerol lipase activity
Source: RefSeq, a predicted model, not a curated record